AUGGACAAUCACCGAAGCCUUGAAGAUGAUAUGGCUCGUGCGAAACUGAAAAUUCGCAGGCUUGAGGCAGAGCUCACUGUGGAAAACAUCAAAUUGCAAGAACUAGAAUUGAAAGAGAAGCAGCUGGCGCAGUCUCCCGAGAACCCUGGCUCUCCUCGGAUUGAAAUUGAUCUCACGGUCAAGGAGGAGCGUGAGGCGAUCGAUCUUCCAGAUACUAUUGAAGCGACAGAGAAUCUUACCGCUCGACGAGCUAGUAAGAGACCUGCCAGGGACUCUGCCCCGGACGAGGACCCGAGACCAAACAUCCAGAGCGAUCAAGCUCAAGCUUUAAAUCAUCUCAACGAUCAUUUGCCGUCAAACCACGUCGCUCCGUCGCAAGCCGGGGGUGGUCCCUCUCGCACUACGACCGAUACAUCUCGGGGCAAAGCCUACACCGAAGCUCGCCUAUUCAGAGAUUCUUCUCACAAAGGGAAGCCGUGCAAGCAAUGGACAAGACCAAACUGGUGGGCCGCAAUUGGAGCUCGGUUGACCACUGACAGCACAAAGUUGCACGAGACGAUAAUUAAUUGCAAAGAGAGUCACCCAGCCAAAUGGACUCCAUUGGAGUUUCUGCAACGUGCGAGCUACGAGAGCAUCUUGCGACAAGCAGGAUUGUGUGGUUAUGCCGUGACCUCUGAGAUCAAGAUUACUCCACUGGACCUCCGACGUGCCAACGAAAAGUCGCGACGCUACGAGGAAAAAGACGAGUGGUCAAACACCCCCCAAUUCCGGCGUGUCCUGAAGAACGAGAGACUCAGAGAUAUUGGAGGUCUGUACUGGCGCGAGGAAGAGUUGUCCGACAAUUAUGAGGAACACCUGAGAAGCCAUGGCCUGCCCGAUAUCUCAAAUAUUCGCCAUCAUGCAAGUGUCUCGGCUUCUUAUACACCUGCAAGAGUCACGCAGAAGCGGCGACGUGUCUCUUUCGCUGAGGACCAAGCUGAUGGUGCAGAGGUUUCCGACGACAUGAACCGCAGAUCAAAGAGAAAACGUCAACAAAUCGAUUUCAAUCUGGACUUUUCGGAUUUCGAGGAGUCUCCAGAUACAGUUCACGAUGACUGA
Exophiala bonariae is the source of this 1098-nucleotide messenger RNA. RefSeq lists its product as uncharacterized. Lineage: Eukaryota; Fungi; Ascomycota; Eurotiomycetes; Chaetothyriales; Herpotrichiellaceae. Bases 1 to 1098 code for a protein of 365 amino acids. The transcript has a single exon. The record is from RefSeq and is a predicted model, not a curated record.